GCGCGCCGAGCCACCGCCCCCGCAGCUGCAGCCGCAGCCGCAGCCGCCCCCGCCCGGACUCCGACGCGUGGUGGCCAACUGUCCUGGGAACGUCUGUCUACCUGUCCUACAGGAGCCGGGCCCAGCCAGCCUGGUGAGUGCUGGGUCUAGCUGUCCUCCCAGUCAGGGGCCUGCUGCUGUGGGCUGUCUGACUCCCCAGCCCCAGGAUGGGCGAGUUCAGCGAGAAGAAGGAAACAUGCGGCACCGUCUGCCUCAAGUACCUGCUCUUCACCUACAACUGCUGCUUCUGGCUGGCAGGCCUGGCCGUCAUGGCGGUGGGCAUCUGGACGCUGGCUUUCAAGAGUGACUACAUCAGCCUGUUGGCCUCCAGCACCUACCUGGCCACAGCCUACAUCCUGGUGGUGGCUGGCGUCGUCGUCAUGGUGACCGGUGUCCUGGGCUGCUGCGCCACCUUCAAGGAGCGGCGGAACCUGCUGCGCCUGUACUUCAUGCUGCUCCUGCUCAUCUUCCUCCUGGAGAUCGUUGCAGGGGUCCUGGCCUACGUGUACUACCAGCAGCUGAACACGGAGCUCAAGGAGAACCUGAAGGACACCAUGACCAAGCGGUACCAGCAGCCAGGCCAUGAGGGCGUGACAAAUGCCGUGGACAAGCUGCAGCAAGAGUUCCACUGCUGUGGCAGCAACAACUCCAAGGACUGGCGCGACAGCGAGUGGAUCCACUCGGGGGAGGCAGGUGGCCGGGUGGUCCCUGACAGCUGCUGCAAGACCGUGGUGGCUGGCUGCGGGCAGCGGGACCACGCCUCCAACAUCUACAAGGUGGAGGGCGGCUGCAUCACCAAGCUGGAGACCUUCGUCCAGGAGCACCUGAGGGUCAUUGGAGCUGUGGGCACUGGCGUGGCCUGCGUGCAGGUCUUUGGCAUGGUCUUCACGUGCUGCCUGUACCGGAGCCUGAAGCUGGAGCACUACUGACCUGCCUGGGGCUCGGCCCCAAGGCUCCCCACGUCCUGCUGUGGCUUCGUACCCAACUACUGAGCUCCGGGUGGCUGGGGUCCUAGGAUCCCACCCACCCCUGUGCCAUCACUCUGACCUCUGGGGACCCCAACCCCAGAGGCGGCUGCAAGUGCCUUUCUCUGCACUCCAAAGUCCUGAGGCCUGAAGAAGGGGGAAGGGGUGGCCGUCCUGUCUGUUGGGGCCCAGGGGGGGUGGGUUUUGACAGUGAAGCACCCUGUCCCACAGGCCACUUCUUUUGGGGUGGCCUCUUGGGGUCUUAGGGGCACUCCAUGCCUGGUUCAGCCCAGGGGAGUGGCUUGAGGCGGGCUCCCCGGACACACUCCCUGCCUGGUGGUCAGAGGCAGCUCGGAAGGGCCUUGCAGGGUGGGUGCUGGGCAGGGCCAGGCCCUCUGUGCCACUGGCCACACUCGCACAGGCCCUUCAGCUGCUGGUGCCUCUUCCUGGAGCUACGUGGCCCCCCCGGGCACUCGGGGGAAGCUGAGUGCUCCCCGACCCUUGGGCCUGUGCCUCCCCCGUCCCCACACGCUCAGCCACACCCCUAACAGCCAGAGCCCCUGCUUUUUCCCGUUGCUGUCACUACCCUGUAAAAUGCCACGUGUUCAUUUGUGGAUUGCCACGUCCCCGAGUGGGGCAGGUGUUACUGGUUUGUUCACUACUGUACCCUAGGUGCCUAGAACUGCCUCUGCCACACGACAGUGCUCAAUAAAGCUGUCGUGGCGUGGACGGGCGCCUGCUGUGUU
This is a messenger RNA of Microcebus murinus (gray mouse lemur), 1750 nucleotides long. It is a transcript of the gene CD151, whose product is annotated as CD151 molecule (Raph blood group). Lineage: Eukaryota; Metazoa; Chordata; Mammalia; Primates; Cheirogaleidae. The record is from RefSeq and is a predicted model, not a curated record. Gene Ontology annotation, biological process: cell migration. Gene Ontology annotation, cellular component: plasma membrane.